Molecule: messenger RNA, 1368 nt
Organism: Trypanosoma cruzi
Lineage: Eukaryota; Euglenozoa; Kinetoplastea; Trypanosomatida; Trypanosomatidae
Exons: 1
Coding region: 1-1368 (455 amino acids)
Molecular function (GO): tRNA binding
Source: RefSeq, a predicted model, not a curated record
AUGGAGGGCGGUCCGAUGGUAAUUUGCCUUUUUUCCUUUAAAUUAUUUUCUCUUCCUUUCUAUUUCUCUAUUUAUUUAUUUUUACAAACCAAGCGACUCGAGACAACAAUGAGCCACAUGUACAUUCUUCAGGGGAAUUCCCCUCUCAGUAAGGCGGUUUUAUGCGUGCUUCGGAUGUUUUCCGUUCCCAUGGAACAAAUCCUCACGGACGGCACACACUUUGCCGUGAAUGAUGGGUCAGUGAUCCACAUUGGUCUUCUCCCGAUUUUGAUGGUGCUUCGCAAGUCCUCAGAAACUCCCGAGUUGAGAGCAUUUGUCGGGGCGGAGGCCGAGGUGCUUCCGCUGGUAAAUCAAUGGAUUUCAACAGCACUUCUUCUCUCGGCGGAUGCUGCGGGUGCUCGGGCCACUGCCUGUGCAACAACACCUCUCGCCACACAUUUCUUUGCGGAGAUUGAGCGCUGCGUGGAAAGCUUCAAACUAAAAAAUGGUUUUCUGGCGGGAACGCCAAGGGCAACUGUUGCAGACCUUCUUCUUUACGCCGCCAUUCACGGGCACCCGAAUGGGUUGACCGAGGCACUACCAUCCACGCUGGCGUGGUCCCACCAUGCACAGCAGGAUGCGUACCUGGAGCCAAUUCUUUCGGCGCCGACCGCAAAGGCAACGGCGGCGGCUCCCAAUGCGUCAAAGGUGAAGAAAACGAUUUACGUGAAGCCGUCAGAGGAAGAAAUUUUGCGCCGUCGCCAGGAGAAGGAAAAGGAGCAGAAGGCAAAAUUGGCACAAGCCGCUAACGCCUCCACUGCUGCCACGUCGUCCGGCACGAAGGAUGGUCACACCCAGAAGGGGGGGCAAAAGGAACAGUCACAGCAGGCUGCUGCACCUGACCCGAACCAAAUUGACAUUCGCGUCGGACGGUUUAAAAAUAUUAAACGGCACCCGGACGCCGAUCGUCUGUACGUGGAAGAAAUGGAUCUCGGCACGGAGACGCGUACAAUCGUCUCUGGUCUUGUGGGACACUACACGGCUGAGGAAUUGGAGGGGUCCCUGUGCCUGACUGUGUGCAACAUGAAACCGAAGCCACUUAAGGGUAUCAACUCGGAAGGCAUGAUACUUUGCGCAUCCAAUGAAGCCGAACUUCGCCUUGUUCAACCACCCGAUGGAGCCAAACCUGGCGAUCGCAUAUUGUUUGCCGACGCGUUUAACGCAGAGGCACUAAAAAAGACGAAGCAACUUUCCAGGCAUGUCAUGGGUGAUUUGAUUGGGUUUCUUCACACGGACGGCGAGGGCAUUUUGCGUUGGCGAGACAUCCCCGCACAGCACGCCCAUGGUGUGGUGAGGGUUCCCGACAUUACUAAUGCUAUUGUGAAGUAG